Propithecus coquereli (Coquerel's sifaka) is the source of this 1708-nucleotide messenger RNA. It is a transcript of the gene RNH1, whose product is annotated as ribonuclease/angiogenin inhibitor 1. The record is from RefSeq and is a predicted model, not a curated record. Gene Ontology annotation, molecular function: protein binding. Gene Ontology annotation, cellular component: cytoplasm. The transcript has 10 exons. Lineage: Eukaryota; Metazoa; Chordata; Mammalia; Primates; Indriidae. The coding region runs from base 131 to 1501 and encodes 456 amino acids.
CCCAGACCACAGCGGGAGAGGCCCUCGUGCUGUCCCAGGAGGAAGACGCUUGGGAAUCUCUGGCCUGUCAAAGCUUGGGAGAAUCUGGCUGAGACGUUCUCUCUGACGCAGGCAACACCUCAGCUCCACCAUGAGUCUGGACAUCCAGUGUGAGCAGCUGAGUGACACCAGGUGGAAAGAGCUCCUCCCGCGGAUCCAGCAGAGCCAAGUGGUCAGGCUGGAUGACUGUGGCCUCACGGAGGUGCAGUGCCGGGACAUCAGCUCCGCCCUGCGGGCCAACCCUGCCCUGACCGAGCUCAACCUGCGCACCAACGAGCUGGGUGACGCCGGCGUGCGCCUGGUGCUGCAGGGCCUGCAGAGCCCCACCUGCAAGAUCCAGAAGCUGAGCCUGCAGAACUGCUGCCUGACGGAGGCCGGCUGUGGGGUCCUGCCCGGCGUGCUGCGCUCUGUGCCCACCCUGCGCGAGCUGCACCUCAGCGACAACCCCUUGGGGGACGCGGGCCUGCGGCUGCUCUGCGAGGGACUCCUGGACCCCCGGUGCCACCUCGAAAGGCUGCAGCUGGAGUACUGCAACCUCACGGCUGCCAGCUGCGAGCCCCUGGCCUCGGUGCUCAGGGCCAAGCCGGACUUCAAGGAGCUGAUGCUGAGCAACAACGACCUCGGCGAGGCUGGCGUCCGCGUGCUGUGCCAGGGCCUGCAGGACUCCACCUGCCAGCUCGAGUCGCUCAAGCUGGAGAGCUGCGGUGUCACAGCAGCCAACUGCAGGGACUUGUGCGGCGUCGUGGCUUCCAAGGCCUCGCUGCGGGAGCUGGACCUGGGCAGCAACCAGCUGGGCGAUGCGGGGCUGGCGGAGCUGUGCUCCGGGUUGCUGCGGCCCAGCUCCCGGCUCAGGACUCUGUGGCUCUGGGAGUGUGGCAUCACCGCCGAGGGCUGCCGGGAGCUGUGCCGCGUCCUCAGGGCCAAGGAGAGCCUCAAGGAGCUCAGCCUGUCGGGCAACGAGCUGGGGGACGCGGGCGCCCGGCUGCUGUGCGAGAGCCUGCUGGAGCCCGGCUGCCAGCUGGAGUCGCUGUGGGUGAAGACCUGCGGCCUCACCGCCGCGUGCUGCCCCCACUUCAGCUCGGUGCUGGCACAGAACAAGUCCCUGCUGGAGCUGCAGAUGAGCAGCAACAAGCUGGGCGACGCGGGCGUGCGUGAGCUCGGCCAGGGCCUGCGCCAGCCCAGCUCCGUGCUGCGGGUGCUCUGGAUAGGGGACUGUGAGGUGACUGAUGGUGGCUGCGGCAGCCUCGCCUCCACCCUGCUGGCCAACCGCAGCCUGCGCGAGCUGGACCUCAGCAACAACUGCAUGGGAGACCCGGGCGUCCUGCAGCUCAUAGAGAGCCUCCGGCAGCCGGCCUGCGCCCUGGAGCAGCUGGUCCUGUACGACAUCUACUGGUCUGAGGAGAUGGACAACCAGCUGAGGGCCCUGGAGGAGGACAAGCCAUCCCUGAGGAUCAUCUCCUGAGAGCACCGCUGGCCACCGGGCUCCUAAACCUGCUCUCUGGACAGCGGCCUCAGCCCACCACAGGGUGGACCAGCUCCCCGGGGGGCUCACUCUGUGGGUGUCCUAGCUUUGCCUGGAGAGAAACGCUUAAAUCAACUUAUUUUAGAACAUUUUAGACACUUUAUAAUCAUUAAAGCACUUUCGUGGCAGGAGGGUGCCCGUCCUUCC